This is a messenger RNA of Paramuricea clavata, 6467 nucleotides long. NCBI's taxonomy places the organism in Eukaryota, Metazoa, Cnidaria, Anthozoa, Malacalcyonacea, Plexauridae. The record is from the annotation of a GenBank genome assembly.
AUGGGGCUCGUCAAAAAAGCUUUAUUGAUUGCAUUCCUUGCUUGGGUAUUGGUGCGAAUUAUUAUGAUCAAUAGAAUUCUGUAAGUUUGUCUAUAAUGUAAAAUUUCUUGUAUGCUAGUAUUUAACUAGGUCUAUAAAUUGCAAUUACCGAGUCAGAAAACGUAAUUUGCACACGCAGAUGCAAGAUUCAGACUGGCCAAAUUGUAUACCCACUUUUCUUAUGGCCAAUUUUGCAAUUCUUUCCAGAAAAACUUGGGGGGGGGGCGCAUGACCUUAUAAUGUUUUCAUCUAAAACAUAACAUAUACCAAACCUGUUGCUUUUAGAUUAUCCUAAAACCAGUGGUGGACACUUCAAAUAGCAUUUUUCAGACCUUAACAAUAGAAAAAUUUUCCGGGGGGUCAUGCCCCCAGAUGACUGGACAAUAAUAGACCCCCACUUGUUUGGAGCUGGCUACAUAUGCUACAUUGCAUGGGAACCUGGUAAAUGUUUUAUUUUGUUCAUUUAUUAGUCGUACACUGGGAAUGGGAAUACCAGUGUUCAACCAUAAUCCUGGACCGUGCAAGUUGUUUCAUGGUAUUGUAUUGUAUCUUACAUAUCUGUCAUGUUACCUUGAUCUUAUAUAACUAGCUGUGCUUAUUGGAGAGCGAAAGUUGUGUAACUAUAUGAUUGUAUCAAUCAUGUGCCAAAAAUUUUAUUUUACAGUAAAUGGUUCUGAAGACAUUGAUGUACUACCAAAUGGACUUGCCGUAUUUUCAUCAGUAAGUAAUUGAGGGUUUAAAUGGGGGCCCGGAAUGCAUUCCCCCACUUUUCAUGGGCAAUUAUGCCAAACACCAACAUACAAAUGUAAUACCAACUGUAACAUGGCAGCACUCUCCCCUUGACGAGUAAAACCAUCUGGCGUUGGACAUGGCGAAAUAUAAAGUAAAAUCAUGUUUAACUCAUGAGUUUUUCUAUUUUACAGGGACUACAUUUUCAUAUGAACCCCUCUGGAGUUGACCCAGCCAUGCAUCACUUUAAAGGAAUACUCUAUACCUUCGACCUGAAUAACCCUGAAGCGAAACCCACACCGCUAUCGUAUGAAAAUUUUGAUGACUCGGAAUUUAUGCCUCAUGGAAUUGAUUUUUACAUUGACCCAAAAACUCAAGAAGUCAGUUUGUUUGUUGUGAAUCAUGGUGCAGGACAACAUAGUAUUGAGAUUUUCCAAUUCGAUCACGCAAAUAUGGUGCUAAAACAUAGGAAGACAGUUGUUGAUGAAAAGAUAUCUUCUCCAAACGAUGUUGUGGCUGUAGGUAUGUGGAAGACAGUGUUUAAUCAGUGUUGUUAUUAGAUCAUGUAGAAUGUUAAUGAAUAACUUAGUUCUUGCACUUCACUUGGUGGAAUUAAUAUUAGGAUGUUAGGGUUUGUAAUCCAAGCUCACUUGGAGGUCUGCAGAGGCCAGCUGUUGUGCUGCAUUUUUCGCAGUCGUUCCUGGUUAGGUCUUAAAAUGUAUAUAUUCUCACUUGGAUUACAAACCCUAACAUCCUAAUAUUAAUUCCACCAAGUGAAGUGCAAGAACUAAGUUAUUCAAGUCCACCUUAUCACAACCUGCACACCCGAUUACCUAUAUAUACGUGAACUUACGGUUACAGCUCAACAGCUGGCCUCUGUAGCUCAGUUGGUUAGAGCGCUGCUCCGGAAUCGCAGGGCCGUAGGUUCGAUUCCUACCAGAGGACCUUGUGCUGCAUUUUUUGCAGUUGUUCCUGGUUAGGUCUUAAAAUGUAUAUAUUCUCACUUGGAUUACAAACCCUAACAUCCUAUUUAGAAUGUUUAACUUAAUGACCUGUUUUUAGUUACAGACACUGAACUUUUUAAACUGAUGUCAUUGAUGUAGUUGACAUUAUACCUCUCUAAGUGUUAAACCAUUAGAAAAGUGUUUUGGGGGGAGAUUUUCAACAUGCUUGAAUUUUUCAGCCAUCUAUCUGUGCAGGAUUUUUUCCCAGUAUUUUAAACAUUUUUAUGCUUUCUGCUUUGCAAGAUUUUAUUUUCUUUCGUUUUCCCCUUUGCAAUCUUUUUCGCUUUUUCAUAUAUAGUCUGUCUUUAACACAUCACAUAUGGCCUGUCCUUAAGUCUAAUAUAACACGCUCAGUUGUGUAGUAGAUUCAAAACGUGGAAUUGACAAUAAAGCAUAGCUAUAAAAUGCACUCUUUGUUGUCCAGGACCUGACAGUUUCUAUACUACAAAUGAUCGUUACUUUCACAAUACUUUAUUGGGUUUGGUGGAAGGAUUUUAUCCAUUAAAGUUAUCGAAUGUUGUCUUUUCUGAUGGUUCACAUGCAAAGUCUGUUGCAGAACAUUUUCAAAUGGCAAACGGAAUCAACAUCGAUGCAAGUGAAAAGUAAGUGGACAGAUGGAUGAUACGUAAGUCAAGAAUGCGAAUAGUAACGCACCCUGGAGAGUAAAAUAACUAAAUAAGCAUGUAUGGUGCGUUGCAGUACAUAAUGGACAUAGUUUAAUUAUAACGUUUGUCAAUAUUAUUUAGAUACGUUUUUGUCGUAUCUGGACUUGCAGGCGAGGUGGUGAUUUUUGAACGUACUGAUAAGAACGAUUUGAUUGAGCAGCAGGUAUGUAUAUAUUGCACCCCUCUGUUAGAAAUUUAAAAGUGUUUAUCUUGCAAGUUAUUGCUUAUUUUCCACCGAGGGGGGCGGGGGGGGAUGAUGCAGAGGGGGCAAAUUAAUUAAGUGGCUACGAUAUUCUACAACUACCGAUUUGGUUGGGAUAAUCCCAAACUGACCCUUUCCACUGUAGCUGCAUGUGUAGUCUCCCACGCAGCCGCUCCUUAUUAAAGAGCGGCUGCGUGGGAGACUACUGCUGUACUGCAUGUGCUCUGUGAUCAGAAUUUCAGAAAUGAGUCAUUUAAUUAUAAGGCCGGCUGCCAAAUGUGUCCUUAGUAAUUAAAUCUUCCACUGAACCAUGUUGAACUGCAUCAUUCGUAAUUCAGCUUAGCUCUCAGCUGCAAGCUAGUAAGGAUAAUUAGCAUAAUUAGCACAAACCCCUACUUACCCAGUCACCUAUUUACUCAGGGCCGUUCCUAGACGCGAUAAUUGGGUCAUAUAUUCUGCCCGACUUCUUUUGAAGCGAUUGUUUUACGGUGCCGUAUGUGAAGAUGAAUAUCUGAUUUACCCCCCCCCCAAUUAUCGCGUCUAGUUAUGGCCCUGUAUUUACUGUCUAUCUAUUUUUCUUCCUAGCGAAUCAAGACAGGUGUAGGAUUGGAUAACAUCGAUGUUGAUGAAAACGGCGAUCUGUGGCUUGGAGUCUCAAACUUUGCCUAUCUUGAUUACAGCGCAAACUUUACCAAACCUUGUCCGGGCGCUGUGCUACAAGUGAAAUUAAGUAAGGUUGAAGGUAGCAAAGUACCUUUUAAAGUCGACGACAUUCGUGAAGUGUUUGCAAACAGUGGAACUGGAGAAUUCAAGUGCGUUGCAACUGCCUUGUUUCAUCGUGGGAAGCUGCUGAUUGGCAAUCCUUUCAGUAAUUUGAUGUACUGUAAUGUAGUCGCUUAUUAAACCCACAGUUUUAAUGCAAUUGACCAUUUGCGUAAUAGACAAAAUUUAGAUCUCAACAAAUCUAGACAAACAUUUCAUCACAGCUUGAAAGAGCAUCACAAAAUUAGUAAUAUUCCAAAAUUUCGUUGCGAAAUGUUGUAAAAUGCGGAUAAUAUAGCCUUGCGAAUUUUGCAAUUUUCAGUCAUUUUAGAUUGCAAACGCGAAAUUGACAGCCUCAAAGCGUAUCGGGCUGUCAAUUUCCCGUUUGUAAUCUAAAAUGACUGAAAAUUGCAAACUUCGCAAGGCUAUAUUAUUCGCAUUUUACAACAUUUCGCAACGAAACUUUGGAAUAUUACUAAUUUUGCGAUGCUCUUUCAAGCUGUGAUGAAAUAUUUGUCUAGAUCAAAAUUUAGUCUAUUACGCAAAUGGUCAAUUAGGGCACAUGAAUUUAGAAGAGGUUAAGGUCAAACAUUUGUUAUCCAUUGUCAACUAGACAGGGUUUGCAGCGGUCUUUGAAAUCCUUGAAAGUCUUAAUUUAAAUUUGAAUGCAGAUCCUUUAGGGGUUUUGAAAAGUCUUUGAAUUGUGUGAAAAAGCGAAGAAAGUCUUUAAAAAGCUCGCGAGCCGAACCACGAGAGCUGAAGAAACUCUCAUCAAACGAGAACGGUUGGCAAACGAGGAUUUGUAUGAGAGUUCCCUCAACUCUCGUGGCUCAGUCAAACGAGAACAAGAGUUGCACAAAAGUUGGCAGCGAGGUUGAGGACGUGCAAGAUAAAUGUUCAGAGCUUUACACCCUAUCAGGGCCGUACGCAGCGGGGGGAGGGGGUGCAGGAGAGACAAUUGCCUAAUUUUAUAUAAUUGCCUAAUUAUUAAGCCAAAUGGCGUUUAUAAUCUUGUGAAUUAGAAUGAUCUGACAUGAUCAAAAUCGUGGACUUGUUUCAGAAGAUUUAAAAACAUUUCGGUGACUGGCAAAAGGGCAGAGAUUUUCUGUCAUUUGAGUUGAGAGAACAGAGGGCCAAUAACCUGAGUAUCUGGGUAUUUUUCUCCCUGGAAUGUGGGCAAUAUUUAGAGUGUCGCUCUAACCUUCUUCUCAUAUACGAGUUCAAUGUAAGGACUUUCUACAGAACGAAACCUCAACUAAACUAAACUAGCUUUACACUUGAUGACUCUAUAGCACUUCCAAGCUGUCCUUCUAGAAACCCAUGCAGUUCCCAAGUUGGGAGUUUCGUCGCUUUUUCCUUGUGACAAUUAAACCUACGCAGCUGAAGGUUUUAAUUAAAAUGGGUUGGGGCCCGCCCCUUGUCAAUUACCAUGACGUUAGAGUAAAUCCAUUUACCAAGUCAAUUCCGAGCCCGAGUCACGUAAAAAAGAAAAGAAAUUCAAUAAAAUUCACAGUCGCGAUCGAAUAGUGUUUGGAGUAGAGUUAGGGUACUAAGUCAUUGAACCGUCAAGGAACACUGAUAGCUAUCAAACACGGUAUUUUCAUCAGCUGCAGUCAGGUUACUUCCAUUGCUACUACGAAUUUGGAGGCAGUUGCUAUUCAACGCUCACCACCUUGGAUAACAGCUACCAUCUUGCAUCAUAUUCGUAAAAAGGUUACUGCCCGUAAGAGAUUCCUUAGCCGUGGAACUGAUUAUCUUAAGGCGAAGUUUAACAAACUGAGAGCUGAAGUUAAAAAAAUGAUUCAAAAUAGCAGAGUCAUUUUUCUCGUCAUUAGGAAACACUAUACAAAUCAACCCAAAACGUUUUUGGUCGGUUUUCAAAAUCAAGUCAAGUUCUGGAAAUAUACCCAACUCCGUCACAAGGUCGGAUACCAACAAUCCUGGGACUAGAUUACAUGCUAACACACCACACGACAUUGCAACAACGUUUAACGAGUACUUUCAUUCUGUCUACACAUGUUUCUCUGACCAACCCCCGCCAUCUCAAUCUGGUUCAUCAUCUCCUUUAUCCAGCAUCUCAUCCAUUGACCUCUCUCUAGAAGAGAAGAAGUAUAUCAAGCCUUACUGAACUUAGAUCCUUCUAAGGCUCAUGGUCCUGACGGGUUUCCUUCCCGCAUUUUAAAGGAAUGUGCCCUCCAAUUAGCACCUUCACUUCAUUACUUGUUUUCAAAGUCACUCCGUUUAUCACAGGUUCCCACCGAAUGGAAAUUAGCUAAUAUAAUUCCUCUACUCAAGAAAGGAAACAAAGAUCACGUUGAAAACUACCGUCCCAUUUCUCUGUUGUGUAUCAUAAGCAAGACUCUUGAACGUUGUGUCCUCAACCAUUUAUCGCACCGUAUACAGUCCAACAUUCAUUCGGCGCAGUAUGGUUUCGUCAACGGAAGAUCAAGUACAGCUCAGUUAUUGUCAAUUUUAAACACUAUUGGGAAAAACUUGGAUCAGGGUUUACAAACUGAUGUUGUUUUCAUGGAUAUUUGUAAGGCCUUCGAUAGCGUUGACCAUUCCAUACUUUUACAAAAACUUCACGAUUUCGGCUUCUCUGGUUCUCUCUUGCUAUGGUUUCAAAACUAUUUAUCAGGUCGCUUCCAACGGGUAACUGUACACGGUGCUACGUCUACGUCUCUGCCAAUCACAUCUGGAGUCCCACAAGGAUCGUUGCUGGGUCCCUUUCUCUUCUCAGUAUACAUCAAUGACUUACCUAACAACAUAUCCACUUCCACUGGGGUCGGUUUGUUUGCUGACGAUACCAAACUUUACAGAUGUGUGCAGAAUCCCUGUGAUGCAUUGGUCUUGCAAGAUGAUAUUCAAGGCCUACUUUGUUGGUCGAUAGAAAACCGGCUACGCUUUAACCAAUCUAAGUGUAAAGUGUUGUCAAUAACCAGAAAGAAAUCGCCUUUAAUUUAUCCCUAUAAGCUUGACAAUGAUCAGUUGUUGGUUUCCAACGCACAGGUUGAUCUGGGUAUCACCAUUAGUCCUAAGCUAUUAUGGAACGAUCAAGUAAAUAAA